UGAUAUUUUAUAAGGAUCUGAAAAGGAAAAACACAGAGCACAAACUUUUUGAUUAUUUUAUUAGACUAAUAACUCGUGUCUCUCCAUGUUGACAGCGUUCAAAUUGCUGCAUAUUCUGCUCUGUAGUUCUGUUUUCUUGAAGCACUUGACAAUAGCAGAUCAAGAGGCAAAUCAGUUCAUCUACCAUGGUUUCAAUGGAGCCAACCUGCAUCUUAAUGGGAUUGCCGAAAUCCUCCCCAAUGGUCUAUUAGAGCUAACAAACAUUUCAUUCCAACAAACUGGCCACGCUUUCUUUCCAUUCCCUCUAAAAUUCAGUAAAUCUUCAUCCAUCAAUUCUCAGUCUUUCUCAUUUUCUACCAAUUUUGUUUUCGCAAUUGUUCCUCAGUUGCCUGAUCUUGGUGGCCAUGGCAUUGCCUUCUCUAUCUCUCCAUCUUUGGAGUUCACAGGGGCGUGGGCAACAGGGUUCUUAGGACUUUUUAAUUCGACAGACAAUGGCUUGUCCUCAAACCAUGUUUUUGCUGUUGAGCUUGAUACUAUAUCUACACCUGAAUUUAACGACAUCAACAACAACCAUGUUGGAAUUGAUGUAAAUGGCUUGAUAUCCAAUGUAUCAGCUCCAGUGGCCUAUUUUCCAGAUAAUGAAAGGAAAAAUAAGAGCUUGGAGCUCAUAAGUGGAAAUCCAAUGCAGGUGUGGAUAGAUUAUGAUGACGUGGAGAAGCUUCUCAAUGUAACAGUAGCUCCUGUAAUAAGCAAGAAACCAGGAAAGCCUCUAUUGUCAACAAAUAUUGAUCUUUCUCUAGUCCUCUUGGAUUCUAUGUAUGUUGGUUUUUCUUCAUCCACUGGAUCAAUGGCAAGCUACCAAUAUAUUCUUGGGUGGAGCUUCAACAGAAGUGGGCCAUCUCAAAGUCUUGAUGCAUCAAAGCUUCCUUCACUGCCACCUAAAAGAGAAUCAAGUAAGAAACCAGAUUUAAGAAUCAUGGUCCCAUCAAUAACAGCAAGUGUUGUGCUGAUAAUAAUAUCUGGAUCAGCUAUUUAUAGGAGGAAGAGAUUUGAAGAAUUGUGCGAAGAUUGGGAACGGGAAUAUGGUCCUCAAAGAUUCUCUUACAGGGAUCUCGACAAAGCAACUAAGGGAUUCAAAGACAAACAGCUGCUGGGGUUUGGGGGUUUUGGAAGGGUUUACAGAGGAGAAUUACCUUCUUCCAAUACACAAGUUGCGGUUAAGAAAGUCUCACAUGAUUCUCAACAAGGAAUUAAGGAAUUUGUUGCUGAGAUUGUUAGCAUGGGGAGGCUAAGGCAUAGGAAUCUGGUACAGCUCCUAGGCUAUUGCCGUCGAAAGGGAGAGCUACUCUUGGUAUAUGAUUAUAUGCCUAAUGGAAGCCUUGACAAACUCCUAUUUCACAAUGACACACCAAACUUGAAUUGGGUUCGGCGAUAUCAAAUCCUGAGAGGAGUUGCAUCUGCCCUUCUUUACCUCCAUGAAGAGUGGGAACAAGUUGUUCUGCACAGAGAUGUGAAAGCUAGUAAUGUUAUGCUAGAUGCUAAUCUUAAUGGACGGUUAGGAGAUUUUGGGCUAGCUAAGUUCUAUGAUCAUGGAUCAAUUCCUCAAACAACCAGUGUGGUUGGAACUGUGGGAUACCUUGCACCAGAGGUCUCAAGAACAGGAAGGGUCACUACCAGCAGUGAUGUUUUUGCCUUUGGGAUCUUAAUGCUUGAAGUGGCUUGUGGAAGGAGGCCUAUAGAGCCAGAAAGACCAUCUCAGGAAGUAAUUUUGUUAGACUGGGUUCUUGAAUGCUGGAAAAGAGGGAUCAUUCUUGAGACAAGUGAUCCUAGAUUGGAAGGUAAAUAUAUGGUGGAGGAAAUGGAAUUGAUUUUGAAGCUAGGGUUGCUUUGUACUCACCCUACACCAGCAGCAAGGCCUAUCAUGAGGCAAAUCAUGCAGUAUCUGGAUAGAAAUGCUUCCUUACCAGAUAUACUAUUGGAUGGUCCAGGUAUAGGUUUGGUCACAGUUUGCCAAGAAGCCACUAGAGAUUGCAAUUUGUCCUUCCCAGCAUCUAAUGAUUAUUCUGUGUUGUCAAUUACUGACUCCAUCCUUAGCUGCGGUCGUUGAAUCUGAAAAAUUUUCCUUAAGCCAGAGACUGAUCACGUUAGACCUACAGUUGCCAGCUUAAAAUUGGUGCCACAAAUUACUUGUAGUAAGGGUGUAUCAUAUAAUAUCUAAUUUUCUAUUAAGUAGUAGUAAUUACCUUGUUUUUCGUAUAUAAUAUUCUCGGUAGGGUUGAGUGACAGCAAAACCGAUUGAACAUGUUCUAAGCUGUAGCUGCAAGAUUGAAAUUGGUGUUACCAAUUUCAUGUAAAGGGUGGAGCAGAAUCUUAAGGGUCGUGUUGUACA
Hevea brasiliensis (rubber tree) is the source of this 2389-nucleotide messenger RNA. RefSeq names its product L-type lectin-domain containing receptor kinase I.8-like. The coding region runs from base 86 to 2107 and encodes 673 amino acids. Gene Ontology annotation, cellular component: plasma membrane. The transcript has a single exon. Gene Ontology annotation, biological process: protein phosphorylation. NCBI's taxonomy places the organism in Eukaryota, Viridiplantae, Streptophyta, Magnoliopsida, Malpighiales, Euphorbiaceae. Gene Ontology annotation, molecular function: carbohydrate binding; ATP binding; protein kinase activity. The record is from RefSeq and is a predicted model, not a curated record.